CCCCUUUUCGCCGAAUCUUUUAUAAGAUUCGGGAUGCAAAGUUAGGGUUUCAAUUGAGUUUCUCAGAAAUCGCCGUUUCCAAUCUCGGGCUUGCUCCGUCGUCCGGUUUAGAACCACAAAGAAGAUCGGAGAUGGGGAAGGUGCACGGAUCGCUGGCUCGGGCGGGGAAGGUGAGAGGGCAGACGCCGAAGGUGGCGAAGCAGGAUAAGAAGAAGAAGCCGAGGGGCCGGGCGUACAAGCGGAUGCAGUACAACCGCCGCUUCGUCACCGCCGUCGUCGGCUUCGGCAAGAAGAGAGGCCCCAACUCGUCGGCGAAGUAGAGGCCGAGAGAGAGAGAGAGAGGGUGGGCCACAGGUUCUUGGUGCCCUUUAUGAAUUAGAUGGUAUUUUAAUUUCGUGGUGUAGGAUUUUGGAUCGUUUGGAUGAUAAUAGUAGAAAUAUGUUUCCUUUAAAAUUAUAAUUGGUGCUGUGGUAUUUUCUUUCUUUGUUUUUUAUUUUGAAGAACGCAGACUUAUCUCUAAUAUUAUCUCUAUCUUUGAUUCUUUGCAUUUA
Phoenix dactylifera (date palm) is the source of this 551-nucleotide messenger RNA. Its product is annotated as small ribosomal subunit protein eS30z/eS30y/eS30x. Gene Ontology annotation, molecular function: structural constituent of ribosome. The record is from RefSeq and is a predicted model, not a curated record. Gene Ontology annotation, cellular component: ribosome; cytosolic small ribosomal subunit. Lineage: Eukaryota; Viridiplantae; Streptophyta; Magnoliopsida; Arecales; Arecaceae. Gene Ontology annotation, biological process: translation.